AUGGGAGCCAUCAUUGGCAUUUCUGUGGCCGCUGUCAUCAUUCUCCUACUUCUGGGAACCACACUGCUCUACUUGAGGCAUCAGCAGCAACAGGAGCCAAAAGGCGCGGGUGGCAGCCUGGCAGCCUCCCAUUGCACCGAGUUUUCGCUGGCAGAGGUCCUCAAGGCCACCAAUAACUGGUCGCAGGACCACCAUCUGGGCUCCGAACGUCCUCUGAAUCUGAAGCAGCGGCUGGACAUUCUCAUCGGCAUGGCACGGGGCUUUGAGUACCUCCAUGGCUUUGGCAUCGUGCAUCGCGACAUCAAGCCUGCCAACGUCCUCAUCACCAACAGCAUGCAGGCCAAGAUUGCAGACUUUGGGCUGGUGAGGAUGGGAGAGGGCACGACUGUCGGUACGACUCGCAUCGUGGGCACACCGGGCUAUGUGGAUCCUGUCUACUCCCGAACGUCCAAGGCAACUGCAGCCAGCGAUGUGUACAGACAGGCCCCUCUCUCAGAGACUGCGGGAAAGAGCUGGCAGAUCAUCCCAUGGGCAUCUGAGUGCGUGAACUCGGGUGAGCUGGGGAGCCUCAAGGACCCCAACCUGGAUGCCCCUGCGGAUGCUGUGCUCCGUGUGGCUCAGCUCGCCCUCAGCUGCACCGUGGAGUGCACUGCAGCUCGCCCAAGCAUGGCAGAAAUCGCCAAUCAGCUGCAGGCUAUCCGGGAUGAAGUGGUGGGGAAAGAGGAGCUGAGGGCGGCUGUCAAGGUGGAUUCUCAAGUUCAGGAGAUGAAGGAUGCUUUCGUGGGUAUUGAGGGCCCCGAAACAGAAAUCCAGAUGAUGGGGGACAGCUUUGCUGAGGAAAACCCGGUGUGA
Messenger RNA from Closterium sp. NIES-65, 852 nucleotides. The record is from the annotation of a GenBank genome assembly. Lineage: Eukaryota; Viridiplantae; Streptophyta; Zygnematophyceae; Desmidiales; Closteriaceae.